Messenger RNA from Gaeumannomyces tritici R3-111a-1, 932 nucleotides. RefSeq lists its product as hypothetical. The coding region runs from base 287 to 538 and encodes 83 amino acids. The record is from RefSeq and is a predicted model, not a curated record. Gene Ontology annotation, biological process: mitochondrial respiratory chain complex IV assembly. Lineage: Eukaryota; Fungi; Ascomycota; Sordariomycetes; Magnaporthales; Magnaporthaceae. The transcript is spliced from 2 exons. Gene Ontology annotation, cellular component: mitochondrion.
UUACAUCAUUCGCAAAGAUGGAAACGCCCCCUUACAGUGCUGGUGCAGUUCGGCAGGAGCCGCUGGAGUUGUGAGGCAUCGCAAAGUCACGCGUUCGGGAUAUGAGUUUUUUUUUCUUAGUUAUUUAUGUAAGACGGUUACAGAAAUUUUACCCUGCCUUUGUCCAGUGGAAUUGAUUGUCCCAGCCAGCUUCCUCUAAUAUGACAUGCUCCUACCUCUAUUUUCCAGCAAGAAAAAAGUCACAUGUCACCAUCAACCAACCAGCCCCUGAGCCCCUCGCCAAACAAUGUCUCGAGCCUCCAAGCUCACCCUGAUGGGCACCUCGCUCUUUGCCACCACCACCGUCAUAUUCGUCCACUUCCAGCAAAAGACCGAGAAAGCCGCCAUGCACGAGGGCGUGGUUCGUGAUAUGGAGCAGCAGCGCAUAAAGCGCGAACGCCAGCUCGAUUUUGAGCUGCAGCGUACUCUGGAGCAGGAAUACAAGAAGGGCCAGACCGUGCGGGACACCACUGGGAAUCCCGGUGACGGUGCCCGAUAAUGACACAGGGCUAGUGAGGAAGGAGCGCAGCAGUGGCGACACGAAACCCCCAUCUGGCCGUCCCUCGGGUUCCUGUUAGAGUUGUAGAUAUACACAUCCGGAGGCAAAGGAGGAGACCGAGAUACCUGCAACGAUACCCACUAUUGAGCAUAAGAUAAUCUCCCUUCCGUUAGCUAUACCCGAGGCACGCUCCAGUCAGGUCUACGUCAUGUCUUUUGAUCUGAAGAAUCGAUGUAUCGUGGGUACAAUACAAGCCAACUCCUGGGGCAAGACCCCCCGAAUCUAUUAUCGUCCACUUCCUUCUCCGCCUGAUACCUUUGGAGCACUAGCCCGACGACAUCAGAACUGUGCCGUGAGUAGAGAAACAAAGCCUCCUCUCCUAUACCUAGACGAG